Molecule: messenger RNA, 825 nt
Organism: Dermacentor albipictus
Lineage: Eukaryota; Metazoa; Arthropoda; Arachnida; Ixodida; Ixodidae
Product: solute carrier family 22 member 20-like
Biological process (GO): transmembrane transport
Cellular component (GO): membrane
Molecular function (GO): transmembrane transporter activity
Source: RefSeq, a predicted model, not a curated record
AUGACCCUGUCCCUCGCGGCGGGCACCUUCGCGCUACACUCCAACAUCUUCAAGCUGACGGCCACCGUCAUGGACCACUGGUGCAGGCGGCCCGCUCUCUUCGAGAACCUCAGCGUGGCCGAGUGGAAAGAGCUCGCCAUCCCCGUGGACGAGCGCGGGAAGCACAGCCGCUGCACCGUUCGCGACCCGCCUGGCGCCGGGAGCGCGGCUCGCAUCGUGCGCUGCACGUCGUGGGAGUUCGACCUUAGCGCGCACGGCCACAAGAUCGUGAGCCAGUGGAGUCUCGUGUGCGACCGGCGCUGGCUGAUCGCGGUCGCGUGGCUCGUACACUCGGUCGCUUGCAUGGCCCCACUGGCCUUGGCGGGCGCGCUGGGAGACUACAUCGGUCGCCGGAUCGUCGUGCUCAUCGCCUUGCCGGCGAUGCUCAUAGCGGGCGUAGCGAGCAGCAUCCCCAACGACUUCCACUCGUUCGUAGCCGUGCGCUCCAUCGUGUCGGCGGCCAUCAGCGCCCUGGUGCCGCCGCUGGUCGCUCUCGUGUACGAAGUGACACCCAUGGGGAAGAUGCCGGUGUACAGCGUGGCGAGUGCAGCGCUGCUGGUGGUCGCGUCGCCUGUCGCGCUGUUCGUCACGCGUUUCUUCAAGGCCGGCUGGGCGGCGGUGCAGCUCGUGCUGAUGGCGCCCGCGUGCCUCCUGCUCGCCAUAUACUACACCGUGGACGAGUCGCCGGCCCGGCUUCUGGAGGCCUCCGUACUCGGAGACAGAGCGUGCCAUACUUCGAUGAGCCAGACGGCGUGCUGUGACUUCAUCACUGAGCAUGCUAAAUGA